GGUAAAUAUUUUUUAUGCCCUCCGCCUCUGCUCUUCUUGUGCUGCUCUCCCCUAUUAUUUCCCAAUCCGUCUCUCAAAUCUCUCUCUCUCUCUUUCUAAUUUUUUCUCUUUCCGUUAAAUAAUUAUCUAAUAAAAAGCUUCAUUUUUUCUGCUUGUAUUAAGGGUGAAGUGGCGGGAGUUGAGGACUGGGGGAAAUGGCUGGGGUUGCAAGUGAUGACUCUGGGGGAGGAAGGUCAUUUGACGGGGGUUCGAGUGAGCAAUAUCAAGCCGGGGAAGCAUUGGCCGAAUGGAGGUCUUCGGAGCAAGUCGAAAACGGGAUACCGUCAACUUCACCCCCGUAUUGGGACAGUGACGACGACGAUGACGGAGGGCCGAAACCUUCCGACUUGUAUGGAAAGUAUACAUGGAAGAUUGAUAAGUUCAACCAAGUUAAUAAAAGAGAAUUACGGAGCAAUGCAUUUGAGGUUGGCGGCUAUAAAUGGUAUAUAUUGAUAUAUCCUCAAGGCUGUGAUGUUUGCAAUCACAUCUCUUUGUUUCUUUGCGUUGCCAAUCAUGACAAGCUUCUGCCAGGGUGGAGUCACUUUGCGCAAUUCACUAUCGCUGUGGUGAACAAAGAUCCGAAAAAAUCAAAAUAUUCAGAUACGUUACACCGUUUCUGGAAAAAGGAGCACGACUGGGGAUGGAAAAAAUUUAUGGAGCUGACAAAGGUGAAGGAUGGAUUUAUUGAUGCUGAAAAUACCUUGAUUAUUAAAGCUCAAGUGCAAGUUAUAAGGGAGAGAGCAGAGCGGCCAUUCCGUUGUCUUGACUGUCAGUAUAGAAGAGAGCUUGUACGAGUAUAUUUGACGAAUGUGGAGCAAAUUUGCCGGCGUUUUGUGGAAGAGCGACGUUCCAAACUUCUCAAGCUGAUAGACGAUAAAGCUAGAUGGUCCAGCUUUAGUGCUUUCUGGGGGGAUAUGGAUGAAAGUUCGAAAUUCCGCAUGGCUCGAGAGAAAUCAGAGUCAAUACUGAAAGUAGUUGUGAAACAUUUUUUCAUUGAAAAAGAGGUCACGUCUACCCUUGUAAUGGAUUCCUUGUAUAGUGGUCUCAAGGCUCUUGUAGGGCAGUAUAAGGAAACGACGAAGGUCAAGCAAUUGGGAAACGAAGAGUAUUCGGCUCCGAUUGUUCGCAUGGAUGAAGAUAUGUUUGUGCUGGAUAAGGAUGUGCUUCUGUUGCUUAAGAGAGCUGCCACGGCACCCUUGCCUCCAAAGGAUGAUAAGGGCCCUCAAAAUCGUACAAAGGAUGGGACUCCUGGAGAGGAGUUUAACAGAGAUUCUAUUGAACGUGACGAGAGGAGACUUACUGAAUUAGGUCGCCGGACUAUCGAGAUAUUCAUUUUAGCUCAUAUUUUCAGUAAAAUUGAAGUUGCGUACCAGGAGGCCGUUGCUUUAAAGAGGCAAGAAGAGCUCAUACGUGAAGAGGAGGCCGCUUGGCUUGCCGAUAUCGAGCACAAAGCGAGGCGUGGUGUAGCGGAUAAAGAAAAGAAGUCUAAAAAGAAGCAGGGCAAACAGAAACGAAAUAAUCGCAAAGGAAAAGACAAGAGCAGAGACGACAAGUCCAACAGUGUUGCACGAGACAAGAUCGAGGAAGAAGAAGAUAUCAUAGACGCCGAACCAGAAAGGGUUGUAAUCGAAACACCCGAAGCUGUUGAAGAUGAUUCCGAUGUAUCGGAUUCUAUAGACCGUGUUCCGGAAAUACUUCCGCCAGAUUCGGAAGACACUGAUACCUCGGAAGUGCAUCCUCCAACAGAAGCUAGUUCGAGCGUGCAAAACGGAACAGAAGGUAGGAGUUCGUCUGUAGUGGACGACAGCUCGUCCACUUGUUCCUCCGACUCGGUUCCUUCUGUGGCAAUACCCGUCUCUCAAAAAGUUAACUCCCGAAACCACAAAAAUAAAAAGUCUCCUAUCAGCUCGUCUGUUCAAUUUCCUAGGGGGAGGAACUAUCAAAGCAAGGUGAUGGCUUCUGAAACAGCUGAGUUGGUUAACGAAGAACCUAGUCAACUGUCUGAAGCUGCGCCAAAUGGCGGGCGUACAGUCGAUGCUUCUCGGAGCUCCAAGGUUGUUGAAUCUUUAUCUCGGGUACCCGAUCGUUCGUUUCAGGAGAGGAUGGUUAAUGGAGCUAAGCGGCAUGUGGGAAAGAAGGAGGAAGAAACUGCUCCGGUGAACGUAAAUAUCAGGGCUAAAGACGCAGAUGUCGAAGUACCUGUGGUUAGAUCAGCUCGUGUAACGUCUCCGCCAAGAAGUCGUUCGGAAAACGUUCCAUCUAUUGCUGCUGUAAAUUUGGAGUCGAAGCUUAACAAUGUUGGCAGUGAUCUGCCCACAGUUAAGAAACCUUCUUCCAACAGCCCUAAACAAGCUAAUAGAUCAGCCGUUGCGUCAAAUUCAGCUGAAAAUACAGCCGCAUCGAAACCAGAAACGCCGAAGCUCGCAACUCCAAAAAUGACAGAAAAGCCCUCCACUCACAAAUCACACACUGUAAGUGAAAAGCCUCCCCCGACAACACAGCAUGUGACGACGACUGCCUCCACAGCAGAAAAGCCGACCAUUCCGCCAAUUCCUGUUAUGUCGAGACCCUUGAGCGCUCCUCUAAUUCCGGGCCCCAGGCCCAGUGUGUCUGUUGUUUCUGGGCCCCACACGCAAACAGCACCCGUAUUGGCCCGUUCGGUCAGUGCCAUCGGCAGGCUCGGCCCGGAGCCCACUGCUGGUGCUGCUGGUGCUGGUGCACCUUCGUUUCAGAGCUACGUACCGCAGUCUUACCGUAACGCAAUCGUGGGCAGCCCUUCGCCCGCCUACACACAGAAUUAUGCGCCGAGUUCGUCAAUUUCAUAUCCGCAGUUGUACCCAGAUAGGGUCGACCCGAAUCAGAUGAAACCGGGUUUCUCGUUCGGGAUGCUGAGUCAUCACCACCACCACGAAAUGCUGCAGAACGCCGCACCUCCUCCCCCUCAGCCUGCUCCUCCACUCUGGAUGGAGAUGCCGAGCUUCGACUCGUACGUUCCGGUACAUUCCAGAAUAAACCACGAGGACCAACUGCCAGCUGGCGCCUCCACGGACGAGUUCUUCCCCCACCUUGACAUCAUCAACGACCUGCUCGACGACGAGAGCGGGAGCUCGAGCUACCAAGCCUUCGGCGGACCCCACUACCUGAACCGGCAUUAUAGCUUCCCAGGUGGCGGCGAUCCACCCGGCAUGCCAGGUGGCGCGGGAUCCUCGUGUAGGUUCGAGAGGACAAGGAGUUAUCCGGACGAGGGUGUGUUCCAGCAUAGCUACGGUGCACCUGUGGGGACCACGUACGACGCGUUGAGGGAUGGGAUUGUUCCUCCACAGGCGGCUGGCCCGCCACGUGGAGGGUAUAUGAACGGAGCCCAGAUUGGGGGGUUUUAUCCAAACCAGUGGCAGGUGGCGGGUUCGGAUUCGCCGUAUGUAAGUGUAAGGAACGCGGAUAAUAACAACGAUGGUGGAUAUCCGUAUCAUCAUCACCAUCAUCAUGUAACAGACUAUCAAAAUGUUGCCGGCGGGGUCAACGGCUACACAGUGUUUCGACCGUCGAGCGGACUCUAGAGAGAGAAAGAGGGUUUGAUUCUGUGGUAAGAGAGAUGUUCUGUAAAGAGUUAUUUCUGGUAUAAUUUGGCCCCUUUUUUUAGUUUUAAUUUGAAAAUGUUGGGGGAAGGUGUUUCUUGGGCCUUGUUAGAUUUCAAACAAAUGUUUGCCCAUGAUUUUUAAUAUUUAAUAACUAACUUGAAUUUUUAUUAUGAUUUGCUUGGA
This is a messenger RNA of Erythranthe guttata (spotted monkey flower), 3800 nucleotides long. Its product is annotated as TRAF-like superfamily protein. Gene Ontology annotation, molecular function: protein binding. Lineage: Eukaryota; Viridiplantae; Streptophyta; Magnoliopsida; Lamiales; Phrymaceae. The record is from RefSeq and is a predicted model, not a curated record.